This is a messenger RNA of Vigna unguiculata (cowpea), 646 nucleotides long. Its product is annotated as zinc finger protein. The record is from RefSeq and is a predicted model, not a curated record. Lineage: Eukaryota; Viridiplantae; Streptophyta; Magnoliopsida; Fabales; Fabaceae.
AACAAAAAUUUGAAAGAAAGACAAUAGGGUUUCAGUUCAACUUAUUUAUUUUCUCCCUCUUUUCUCUCCUAGUACAGGAAUCUUCGGAAGGAUCAUCGUUCGUUCAUCGUAGUAGCCUAGAAGGCAUGUUGAUUGUCCCAUAGAAGAUGGAACUCAAUGGUAGCAGUUCAAGUGCCCACCAGACAUGUUCUUCGGAGGGAUCACGAGAUGCCAGCAAAAAGUCCACUGAGAAAGAAGUAUUUGUUAACCAUGCUGAGAUAGCUUGGCAUCAAAUGAGAAAAGAAUGGGUUGGUAAUCGAUCUACAAAAUUGGAAAGACCUCCUAAAGAAUCAAUUGUGAGCUUAACAACAAGUUAUGAGGAUCUACUUUUAUCCGCAGCCCCUUUUCAACAGCCAAUAUCAUUAACUGAGAUGGUUGAUUUUUUAGUGGACUUUUGGCAUGAAGAAGGUCUCUAUGAUUAAAUUUCAUAUUAUUGUAAGCUUCAGUAAGAAUCUUGCUCUUGCACGGUUUUGUUUGUAAUUGUGCUGAUUGUUGCUGAGGCAAACAAGUUUUGGACAAGUUGGUGGAUGAUCCCUAUACCAUUGGAUUGAUUAUUAUAUGAUAGUAAAGUUUAUUCUCUUGGUAUAAAAAACUAGCUUCUUCGUAA